Messenger RNA from Schistosoma curassoni, 552 nucleotides. The record is from the annotation of a GenBank genome assembly. Lineage: Eukaryota; Metazoa; Platyhelminthes; Trematoda; Strigeidida; Schistosomatidae.
AUGGGACUUUUGGAUAUGGAUUUAUUUGCUGACUUUAAACGUAUGAACAAAAGACAGGUAUACUAUCAGGUGUUAACCAUUGCUAUGGUUGUAGCCUCUGCCCUAAUGAUCUGGAAGCUUUUAGUAGUUAUUAGCUAUAGCGAAAGUCCUUUAGUAGUUGUCUUAAGUGGCAGUAUGGAGCCUGCAUUCCACCGGGGUGAUGUGUUGUAUCUAACUAAUUAUCCUGAUGAGCCCAUCCGAGUUGGUGACAUCGUUGUAUUCAAAAUUGAAGGGAGAGAAAUUCCUAUUGUUCAUCGCGUUCUGAGACUGCACGAAAAUGUCAACGGUACCAUCAAGUUUCUCACAAAGGGAGACAAUAAUCCUGUUCAUGAUCGUGGUUUGUAUGCUCCUGGUCAAGAUUGGCUGACACCAUCCCAUCUUAUUGGACGAGCUAGAGGAUUCAUACCUUAUGUUGGUCAAAUCACCAUACUUAUGAAUGAAAAUCCCCGUCUUAAAUACUCUGUCUUAGGCGUUAUGGGUAUCUACUUAUUAUUGAAUAGAAAUCAAGAGUAA